AUGGAUCCCUACGUUCUGGUUUUGGGUCUUCCUGACAUUUCAACUGCUGAGGAUCGAAGGAGCCUUGAUAUCAUACCAGUUCUUGGAAAAAGUAUCAACCCUGUGAGUUACUCCUCACUUGCUGAUGAAGCUGACUUUGAUGAGAUUGAGGACAUGAGAAUUCGCGGCAUUCUCUUUUAUAAACUUGAUAGGGAUUCCCGAGAGUUUGAAGAGUACAAUUUAAGCUUCCGCCGGAAGAAGACUUCUAGGGACACCACCAGGGAGAGGAAGAAAGACAGUCGAAACAAAGAGAAAUCAAACAGUAAAUCAGCCUCUGGAAAUGGAAAACUUCCAAAGCUUUUGAAGAACAAACCGAAUACAUUUCCUUUUGUGGAAAAGGAUGGCUUUUCUACCUCUUUAGCAAGUAAGAAGCUGAGGACCCCGACCUUUAAUCAACUAACGGGACCUUAUCAUGAGCCAUUUUGCUUAGACAUUUACAUAUCGAAAGGUUCUAUCCGUGCUUGCUUUGUUCAUCGGGCAACUAGUAAGGUUGUUGCUGUGGCUCAUUCGAUUUCUAAGGACAUGAAAUUUGACUUGACCUCGACGAAGAAUGCUACUGCAUGUGCUUCUGUGGGUCAAAUUCUGGCUCAAAGGGCAUUAGCUGAUGACAUCCAUGAUGUGAUUUACACACCAAGGAAAGGGGAGAAAUUAGAAGGGAAGCUUCAUUUAGUGCUUCAGUCUGUUAUUGAUAAUGGAAUCAAUGUCAAGGUGAAGAUUAAGCAAAAAGGAGCAAAGAAAGUUGGGAACCAAAUGGCAGGGUAGUUGUUUAAGAGCUGAGUCAUCUAAUAGUCCACAUUUUGAUUUGCCACAAGCAACUUGCUAUCAUAUUUCAU
Molecule: messenger RNA, 872 nt
Organism: Telopea speciosissima
Lineage: Eukaryota; Viridiplantae; Streptophyta; Magnoliopsida; Proteales; Proteaceae
Exons: 3
Coding region: 1-801 (266 amino acids)
Biological process (GO): translation
Cellular component (GO): ribosome
Molecular function (GO): structural constituent of ribosome; 5S rRNA binding
Source: RefSeq, a predicted model, not a curated record